Messenger RNA from Fopius arisanus, 1301 nucleotides. It is a transcript of the gene HSPBAP1, whose product is annotated as HSPB1 associated protein 1. Bases 64 to 1254 code for a protein of 396 amino acids. The transcript has 4 exons. Gene Ontology annotation, molecular function: 2-oxoglutarate-dependent dioxygenase activity. The record is from RefSeq and is a predicted model, not a curated record. NCBI's taxonomy places the organism in Eukaryota, Metazoa, Arthropoda, Insecta, Hymenoptera, Braconidae.
UUCAUGGAGAAUAAAUUCUGAAUUUCGGAAAUUUUAAUCUUCAAUUGUUUUUCAGUUUGAACAAUGGAAAAUAUAGAACCAUCCCCUGAAGUCUUGAGACAAGCAAUUUUGGAGUUGCAAGAGCCAGUAAUAUUUCAGAAUAUUAUAAAUAACGACCUGGAAAGGAAUAAUUGGAGUCGCCUGUCUCUGGAGGGGCUGAGAGAUGUCCUGGGGGACAAGCCCCUCCCUUUCCGGACUGGGAAAAAUUCCAGAACAAAAGAGCCCCAGUGGGACCUGAAUUGCCCCACAGAAGCCCUGAGCAUCGAUGAAUUCCUGGAAAAAGCUGAUAAAAAUCACAACUGGUAUUAUUUCGAUUACAAAUAUAUGCACCAAUGGUUUAAGGAUAAACCGGAAGUCUUGUCAGCAGUUGAUUGGAGAUCUUUUGGAUUCGAAAAAACUGGAGAGGACUCUACCCUCUGGAUAGGGAGCAAAGGGGCUCACACGAACUGUCAUCAGGAUUCUUAUGGCUCUAAUUUAAUUGCACAGACACAUGGGAGGAAGCAGUGGCUGCUGUUUCCUCCAGACUCUGGAAAAAUUCUCCAGGAGACUCGAGUCCCCUACGAAGAGUCCACAAUAUAUAGCAGAUUGAAUUUCUUCUGCCCGUCGACAUACGAGGAAGACUGUCUCUUAAAAAUCGAGAGAGGGCCCAUGAGGGUCGUCCUGACACCUGGGGAUGUGCUCUUCGUCCCCAGAGGCUGGUGGCACUUCGUGGAGUCCUUGGAGGUCAGUGUCAGUGUCAAUGUUUGGCUGCCACUGGCUUCGGACUGUCAGAAUAGGCUCAGGGAGGCCCUCGUGAAGCUCAUCAUCGAGAGGAUUGGAAAGGGUCUUCCUGCUGUGAGGGAGGACGUCCCUUAUAGGCUCGAGGAAAUCCUGGAAUUGAUAGAAAAAUGUAUCAGCGACUGUGAAAAAUUGAGGGAAGAACCUCCUGAGGAGAUGAUCCACAAAAAAAUCCGGAAAACCCCCUGGACUCCUCCAGAUUUAUCAAGGGAAUUUAAAAAUUUUGUUAAACUUGGGAAUUACCUGGGCCGUGAGGAGUUGAGAUUAUUUUUACACCAACAAAGACAUCGAUUUCCAGUCUGUGAGAACGAGAAAAUCCAGGAAUCGACUGUAGAAUAUUUAAAUCGUGACGAGAAUAUUUUGAAAAAAAUUACUGACACCCUCUGUCACUCGGAAAUCAUCACCAGAGUUGUUGAUACUCUUCUGAAAAAAGAUUGAUUAGAUUUGAUAAAUAAAUUCAGUCAGGAAAUAACGAAUAAAUAAUU